Molecule: messenger RNA, 1063 nt
Organism: Ricinus communis (castor bean)
Lineage: Eukaryota; Viridiplantae; Streptophyta; Magnoliopsida; Malpighiales; Euphorbiaceae
Exons: 1
Coding region: 184-393 (69 amino acids)
Source: RefSeq, a predicted model, not a curated record
AUCUGCAUCAAUGCAUUUGUCCAUUAGUUCAGUUUUCCCUAUCGAAUUCCAAACCCAUCUUUCUUCUUAAACUCUUUAAUAAUUUAGCACUUUCCUUCCUUUUAACUUCCCUAUCUAAAGUCUAAAACCAUCUUUAGUUUGCAUCUGGGUUCUUGAUCUUGUGUCGGAAAAAGAUAUAAGGGUAUGGCAGAUUGGGGGCCAGUGAUCAUAGCAGUGAUUCUGUUUGUGCUGCUAACGCCAGGGCUGUUGUUUCAGAUACCGGGUAGAAAUAGAGUUGUUGAGUUUGGGAACAUGCACACAAGUGGUGCUUCUAUUGUUGUUCAUGCCAUCAUAUAUUUUGGCCUCAUCACUAUCCUCCUUAUCGCCAUUGGUAUACACAUUUAUGCUGGCUAGUAGUCUUUUGCUUCUUCUUUUAUGUCAUGUAAUACUAUUCUUACUUUCUAUUUCUUUUUGGCUUUAUAGCUGUUAAUCUAUUUUUAAUUUUUGCAGUUGUUGAUAUGCAUUUUAUGAUCUUUGUAUCAAGUAUGUGUCCAUUAAUUUUGGGAAAAAUGUAAGGUGUAGAUCUGUUUUGGACUCUUUUCCCUUUUUUUUUUUUUUUUUUUUCUUAAUUGAGGUUUUCUCUUCUCUUUUUUUUCUCCUUAUGGGGUUGGCAUGGGGCUAUGGGAGGGAUUGGCCCCGGUUGAUGGGGUUGGAACAUGGGGUGCUUUUUCUUUAUUCAUUGGAGCUGAGUGGGCAGUGAACUGCCAAUAGUUAUAUCUACCGCUGAUCAACAAUAUUGAUCCUUUCAAAUCCUGAAGAAUGAAAAUACUAGCUUAAAUUUAUAAAUAAAAAUACCAACCUGAUCAGAGAUUGGCGAAUCCUAUGAUUGGGUUGCUUCUUGUGAUUUGAAGGGUGAAGAAGAUGAGAGCAUGCGACCUUGAUUGAUGGCAGUAUGUUUACGAGUCGAAAUGGAUACAGAAUGAACUGCAUUUUUUUCACUUCCACGAUCUAGCAAUUUGUUCCAAUGCCUUUCUAAACGUCUUGUAUCAAAUCCUGACGAUAUAUCUAUUGGUUACAUUACCUA